GUCUGGUGUCUUCACUCUGAAGUAAGUUCCUUCUCAGAAAAUUGUUACUGCAUUUUAGUUUCUGUUUCCAUUGUUUGUGUGUAAAUCUCAAGUAUGGAUUACUAGGUUAAUGUGGCUUAGCUUCUUUAGAGUUAAAUACGCACAUCAUGCAGCUAUAUACUAAAUUACCAUCUAAUUUAUAUGAAAAACAUUGAGCAAUAUUUUCUCUUAAUAAGUAAAACAUGAUGGGACAGGAUAUUGGUAUGAUACGUAAUCCAUUUCGAGGUGAGGUAUGCACAAUCAUUUUCUGAGUCAACAUGCAGGGCUGUAUAUGAGCAUGUGCAACAGGAGCGACCGAACAGGGCCCCCAACACCAGAGGGCCCCCCCUUUUUUUGUUAAUCAAGGUGUUAAUUGAAGCAUUAGGUACUUACUAGAGUAAAGAAUCACACACACACACAAAAAAAAAGGUACUAGAGUAAAGAACGGUUAGAAAUAUUUAACACCAAGCCACCCUAUGCAUUUCUCUCUAAUCAUGAUCCAUCAGUUCCUCUCAGCUCUCUCUCAAUCUUACAGCUCUUCCAACAUAGCAUAGUACAGCUAAAAAAAAGCAAAUCAGGUACGUGCUAUCUACAAGUCUUCUAAACUUCUGCUUUCAACUGGUGUAUUUUUUUAUGGAAAACUACACUGGCUGACAAAAAAUAUUAUUGUUUCUUUAGUACUUAGGGCCUAAUUUUGAUUUGCACGGGGCCUCCGAUUUCCCCGGUACGGCCCUGUCCACAUGCAAGCAACCCUUUGUUGGGGGACGUAUUCAGUGCAUUAAGGAUCAUGGGUACAGUACUCGUUUAAUUCACAUCAAUAGUCACGAUUUUCUUUUUGGUAGAAAUCAUACACAUACUUCUAAAAGUACUCUGCCUAUCAACUUCGAGUAUGACAUAUGUUAGGAUUAAGAAUAAAUUCUUUUGAAAGUUCUGAAAAAAUUCCGUCAUAUCCCCUUUUUGCCUGUAGGCUUUUUGCUAAUGUUAUCACGGGGCUCCUUUUGGAGCUCUAGUUAGUGUACUUGCAUCCAUGGGAAUAGCAUAGAAUCUUCAAUGAGCAGUUGCUGCUGCCUCACUAUUCUCCAGUGGAUCCAGACAAAACGAAUGGUGUCAUUGCAUAUGUAAUGUUUUGACCAUGUGGGAUAGGGUGGUUAGCAAUCUCAAUUUAUCAAAAAGAGUAAAAAACUGUUCGCAAACAGAAGAUUCACAACAGCUCCCGGACACUGAGCCAGCUAUAUGCUGGAACGCCAAGAGAGGAGUGAAGAAUCCAUGAACUCAAACUGUCAAUUCUGUGCUCAAAACAAAAGUAGACGUGGUGUCGAUCAUGUCACACAAUUCGGUGGCACUGGCAGCUACUUGCAAGCUACCAGCGCUUUUAGAAGAAAACCGAGGGAGAAAAUGUUCAAAGGGGAAACACAUCAGAGUGAGUAGAGGCAAGAUGCCAAGAUGUGGCCACUGCACCAGCAGGAUAUAUAUCAUCACCGCAUUAUUAGGAUAUUUGAAACACACAACAUGUUGUGACCAUAACUAGAUGUCUAGAAAAUCUUGUUCGCAGAAUGUAGUCUUUUCGGUCCACGUCAGUCAUGUCGUGGCACUCUUUCUGAGAACCAGAGAGGAUCUGGUCGUUUAUCAGCUUAUAAUAGUGUGUUGGGCAUCGUGCUGCCCAUGUGGGGACAAGUGUCCCUCCAUUGGUCACCCUGCAAUUAUGGCAAAUUCCAGCAGAAAGCCAUUUUCCCUGCCUGCCUGAAAAUGUAUAACAGAUGAUUGGAGUCACUGGAUGGGAGUGGGACAUACUUCUUCAGCUGCCACGAGGCACCAUGUUCCUCUGAGAAAAACAGGGUGGAUCUGUUUGCAGCUCUUGUUAACACCAUUUCUCUUCAACAGAAAUCCCUGAAGCAUCGUUAGGGCCCGGCAAGUAACUUUAUUGCAGCUCUUGUUCACAUCCACUGUGGUAAAUUUCUAUGCAACUUUGCCCAGUGUCCACCCUUAAACAUCUGUAAUGCAAUUUUUAGAUUCAUUCUGUUCCAUCCAUCUGUAAUGCAAUUUUGACAUCGUGGAUGGUAUCUAGCAAUGUAACCCCAUUCCAUGUGGCCUCCACAUCAUCUAGUUAGUGAGACAAGAGGUGCAGAAGCAUAACAAUAGAAAAGCCCAGCCAAUCUCCUACACUGCACUACUCUACAGCAUGUCAUGUCAGUAUACAACCCCAACAUGCAACAUGCAGUAGCCCAGGGGGGCUGUCUGUCACAUGGCCACCCUAAGCAAAUGUGUGCAGAGAACACACUUCCAGGCUAAUCAAUCAUGCAUGCCCAUAUCAUUUGCUUUGCUUAAUCUUUCUCAUUUUAGCCUACUAAUCAAUACCGCUUCUCGUGUGAUGACACAGCUAAGAUCUAAUCCUCACGCUUAAACAAUCAAUCAAUCAAGCAAGUUGGGCUGAAGAGAUCUAAACUACUGGCCUGGUACUUGUAGCAGUGUUCAACUUUUUCGCUUUGACCCCAACCGCACGCACCUAAUCAAGAUUCUUGCACUUGGUUAUAGCCACUAACCAGAACAUGCACUGUGAUGUUAUUCUAUCUCCCACAUGUGGUGUUAACUAGUAACUAGUGCUGAUGCCAGCUUGGCAGACACUUCCCAUUGGCCCUGGGCAUCAUGUUGCCACAAUUAUAUGCUCAUGUUACUAGUUAAUCUCUUGUCUGUGUAUUUUUUGCUGUCAGAAGGGAUCUCGAUAGGUUGCAACUGGGAGUACAAUAUGCGCCCGAACUGAUCGUCUGGUGCGAAAAUCGACGACCAAGAUCCACUUCAGCUUGGUACUGACCUGUGGGAGAUCUGUGGUGGGAAGCGGCACGUGUCUGUUCCCUGAGCAUCGGUUCAUUUAUGAUGUUCGAUCCUGGCCGUCGGUUGCCUGCCGGGACGGCCGAUUCUUUUCGCUUGGCUUGGUAGGGAACCCCUUGGUCCCUAUCUAUAAAGGCCAUACAUACAGAUACAGGGGAGUAAGCUAUUUGGAGCUGUACUUGCUAGCUAAUUAGCUUCAGACAUCUCAUCAGCUGAUAUAUAUCAUCUGUCUUUCUGAGGAGGAAGGAGAAAUGGGGCACAUUGCUGAUCCUGCGGGCGCCGUAGUCGUGGGCUGCAAAGUGCUGCCCAUCUUCAACGAGAAUGGCAUUGUGGAUGGCGCGGUGAAGAAGAUCGUGCACAGGAUCGACGGGAAGAAGGCGGUCGCCCGGGUGAAGGAGCUCCUCAAGUGGGCUGCGCAUGCCAGGCCGUACGGCAGCAGUAACGGCGUCAGCGGGAAGAAAUGGAAGCAGUUUCUGAGCUUCCAGGGAAGGGAUGGUGGUGGUGCUGCAGCGCCGGUAUCAAAGUGCGACGACGACGCGAGCUCCGGGUCCGGGUCCGGUGGCAAGCUGAGCUUCAAGUGGGAGGCGGGCAGCUGCUCGUCGGCGUCGUCGGUGCUGUACUCGCCGCUGUCGUUCGCGUCGGCGCCGGCCGGGAGGACGGAGCAGCAGACGCCGUCCCGGGGGAACGGGAACUACAACUACAGCUACAACGGGUAUGCGUCCCGGCUGUCGUCGGUGAGCCAGAAGAGCACGUCGUCAGAGGCGUGCCGGAUGGCGCAGUGGAUCACCACCGACUCAGACUUUGUGGUGCUGGAGCUGUAAGUGAAAAAUAAUACGCAUUGCUGAAGAUGGUAAGAGCAGCACCAGGAGGAUGACUCAGCCUCAGCCUCAUCAAGCUAGCUAGUAUUGUUAAUUAGCUAGUGUUGUUAAUUACUCUAGUUAGUUAGGGAGGGAGCUUAAGCUAGCAGAUGCAUGUGCUAUCUAGACUGAUGAGGAGCCUGACAGACAGAGAAGAGAAGCAAUUAAUCACAGCUGAGCUGAUGGAGCAGCAAACGAAAGCAAAGCAAGCAUUUUUUUGAUUGCGUGUAUAUACAUUAGCAGCUAUCAGCUCAGCAUGAUGGAGUUACGUGUAUAUGUGCGUGUCUUUUUUUGAUUGAUAAAUAAUAAGUCCACACGUACAUUUUUGUUGUUGUUGAA
Messenger RNA from Triticum urartu, 4040 nucleotides. RefSeq lists its product as uncharacterized. The record is from RefSeq and is a predicted model, not a curated record. Lineage: Eukaryota; Viridiplantae; Streptophyta; Magnoliopsida; Poales; Poaceae.